UUCCUUCAUUGGCCCGAGCACAGCGGGCGGAAGUCGCGCGCCGGGCGGAACGCGCCGUGGGCUUCGGGUCUCGCGCUGCGGCGGCCGCCAUCAUGGUCCGGAAGCUGAAGUUUCACGAGCAGAAGCUGCUGAAGCAGGUGGACUUCCUGAACUGGGAGGUCACCGACCACAACCUGCACGAGCUGCGCGUGCUGCGGCGGUACCGGCUGCAGCGGCGCGAGGACUACACGCGCUACAACCAGCUGAGCCGCGCCGUGCGCGAGCUGGCGCGCCGCCUGCGCGACCUGCCGGAGCGCGACCCGUUCCGCGUGCGCGCCUCGGCCGCGCUGCUGGACAAGCUGUACGCGCUCGGCCUGGUGCCCACGCGCGGCUCGCUGGAGCUCUGCGACUCGGUCACGGCCUCGUCGUUCUGCCGCCGCCGCCUGCCCACCGUGCUGCUCAAGCUGCGCAUGGCGCAGCACCUCCAGGCGGCCGUGGCCUUCGUGGAGCAGGGCCACGUGCGCGUGGGCCCCGACGUGGUCACCGACCCCGCCUUCCUGGUCACGCGCAGCAUGGAGGACUUCGUCACCUGGGUCGAUUCGUCCAAGAUCAAGCGGCACGUGCUGGAGUACAACGAGGAGCGCGACGACUUCGACCUGGACGCCUAGCCCAGGGAGACCGAGAGGCCGGCGGCCCUGGGCGCUGUAGGAACUGGACCCCCUAGCCGCAGGCCACGCAGAACCAGGGGAGCACUGUCUUCCUAGAACUCGGACACCUGAUGGUGACAGCGGGAAGCCGUGUUGUGCUGCCUUCGGGGUGGGGUGGGGGGGACUCUAAAUUUCCCGCGCCCUACACCUUGCAGGGUAGUAGCCAGAACUCUGGCGCGCCCACGCCCACCUCGCCUGUAUCGUCUCGUGGCCCUUUGGCUCGAGCUCCUGCCCCUGGUCGUGAGGUAGCUGCUUACCGUGGCAGAGUUAAGGCGCCAGUUUCAAUAAAGCGAGUGUUCAGGGUCCUCUCUCUCAUUUAAGGGAGUGUCUGACGCCCAGCUACUUCGGAA
Lepus europaeus (European hare) is the source of this 1036-nucleotide messenger RNA. RefSeq names its product IMP U3 small nucleolar ribonucleoprotein 3 (gene IMP3). Gene Ontology annotation, biological process: rRNA processing. Gene Ontology annotation, molecular function: rRNA binding; structural constituent of ribosome; snoRNA binding. The transcript has a single exon. Gene Ontology annotation, cellular component: small ribosomal subunit; Mpp10 complex; small-subunit processome. The coding region runs from base 93 to 647 and encodes 184 amino acids. The record is from RefSeq and is a predicted model, not a curated record. NCBI's taxonomy places the organism in Eukaryota, Metazoa, Chordata, Mammalia, Lagomorpha, Leporidae.